AUGGAUAUAGAAAGCAUUAUCAUAGGCUUUAUCUUUUGUCUAACGACUUCCAUUGGGAUUGUUGGAAAUGUGAUUGUUCUGGCUGUUCUGGUCUGGAGUGCCUACCAGGACAAACUAUUAUCCUCUGAAGUAAUACUCUCUAACCUGGCACUAUCAAACCUUAUCUUCCUUCUGAGUGGGGGAAUUCCAACUGCAUUGUUUAAAUUCAGAAUCAAGUACCUGAACACAGAUGCUGAUUGCAAGGCUGAUAUUUAUAUGAUUAGGAUUUUCCGAACCAUGAUCAUCAACUUAACUUGUCUUCUGAGUUGUUUCCAGUAUGCAGUUAUCACAUCACCAUCUUCUAGGAUGUUCUGUUUAAAAGCUAAAAUGCAAAAAUAUUUUGUGUUAAUCAUGAUAUUUCUCUACAUCAUAAGUAUAUCAUCAAGUGUAUAUGGGGCUUUGUACCCUGUUGCUAAUGCUAAUACUAGCACUCUGAUGUAUGCAUUCGAUUUAGGAUACUGCUUUGUAAUCUAUCCAAAUGGUUUCAUAUUUCAGAUGACAGGCUUCAUGAAUUUUGCUCAAGAUCUAAUUUUUCUGACUCUCAUGGUGGUUACGAGCAUCUGCAUUUUAGUGAUUUUGUAUCGACAUGGGAAACAGAUGAAAAGCAUACGACAUUCUAAAGAAAACCAAGAGACUUCAGCUGAACAUCGAGCAUCUAAAGCAACUGUAACUUUAGUGCUUUUAUAUGAAAUUUUGUAUGGAAUAGAAUGUGCAGUUUGGUUUUAUCAGUUAUCAGCCUCAACAAAUCACCUGAUCUUAAAUGAUGUGCGGCAUUUUCUGUCCUUGGCGUUCCCAUCUUUUUUUCCAGAAAUUAUACUCUUUUUUAACCAAAAGCUGAGAAAGAGAUUGCAUUGCUGA
Protopterus annectens (West African lungfish) is the source of this 897-nucleotide messenger RNA. Its product is annotated as olfactory receptor class A-like protein 1. Gene Ontology annotation, molecular function: pheromone receptor activity. The transcript has a single exon. Gene Ontology annotation, cellular component: membrane. Gene Ontology annotation, biological process: G protein-coupled receptor signaling pathway. The coding region runs from base 1 to 897 and encodes 298 amino acids. The record is from RefSeq and is a predicted model, not a curated record. Lineage: Eukaryota; Metazoa; Chordata; Ceratodontiformes; Protopteridae.